ACUGAAUACCAACUUGAAUGACUAGAAAGGAAAUUUAUUACAAGCACUGACAAUCUAUUACAUUCUAUUUUUUAUUCUCCCCAUCCACUCUAAUUCACGCGAAAGCUACAGUUUAGCCUACUACAAUGAAGCGACACAGUCGUCCAUGUCUUUCCGUUCCGGCAUUCAUCGGCGUGCUAAUUGUCUUCAGUAUCCUGGCGGGCCUAGCACUGAAGACGCUGAGUAUCACAUCACAUCCAGAUCUAUUCCUACCUACCACAUUGGACGACUCGCAGUCCCCCCUCAACGUCACCUCAGAACAGGGCGGGUCUCCAGGGGUCGAUCCCGAGCUCGACGCUCUCCAUCAUAUUGUGUCUCGAACAAAAGGGUUUUAUGCACGCGACUACAGCCUUUGGUUAGGCUGGAAUAAUAUGCGAUAUAUCAUUGAGGCAGCUGUACUCCACGGACGCAUUCUAAACCGGACAACAAUCAUACCCACUUACGUUUACGCUCGUGCCUGCGAAUUCGACAACUCCGUAUGUGCUGCGUAUGCCACUAUGGUCAAUAGGGGGGACGCAACUGGCUCAGAUGAAUGGCGCCAACUCCCCAUAGAACAGCAAAUGGCCUGGAAAACGCCCGUGUCUCUCAUGUUCAACUUGACCCAUCUGCGUGAGACACACGCAGUCAUCACAGUAUCUGAAUAUCUCCGCUUGCAUAACAUAUCUGCAGAUGUGGAAACCACUGACGGACACUGGGACACCGAUUUAUAUCACCGCGGCGUUGAUAUCUUCUCUGAUAGCGGAGUGGAACCCAGCCUCUACGCCAUCGAGAAUGGGUGGUAUGACGCUGAUGUUGUUCGGGUUGAUCAGCUGCCACACACUAUGCGGGAGAGAGGGGGUUGGAACGUCACUCAUGGACAAGUUGGGUCCUGGACUAAUAUCACGGAAGAAACCCCUUUAUCAUUGGCGUUGCACGAUGUGAUGGCAUCCGGCGCAUCGGUUCUCGAUUGGGACACCGUCCUCAGUGUUGUGGGAGAUGACACUGACCCGAUUGAAAUUGAAUCUCGGUCAGAUGGCGGCAUCGCAAGUACUUUGGAAGGGAAUGGCUGGGAAGUACUUUACACUUACGGCGGCGUCUCUGGCUCAGACGCAACGAAAGAUGUCGCGGUUCCGAUCCGACAAGCAGCCCCACGAAACUCAUUGCGUGGACUGUACGAAGACUUUGGGUCCAUAGAGCAGGAUGUACUGUUGCUAAAGGGUGAGGUUCAUUUGGGACGGAAACCGGGUGCCCUCAAGUUCACCACCCUCGAAAGUCAAGAGAGAUACACGCAGACAGUCCUGUACGACUUUCGUCUUACAGACAGCGUGGUUGAGCUGGCGGAUCAGCUGUCUAAGCGUAUGGUCGAGAAGGUCGGCGGACGAAUGUGGAUGGGAGGUCACAUGCGACGGGGGGACUUUGCAACGUUAAAGUGGACCAUGGAACCGAGCAUCGAAGCUCAUCUCGCACGGAUCAAGCGCCAUCUACGCGACGGACGUGAUAUCCUACACUCUGUGCAUCGCGGGCCUCUCCACACCUACAAGGUUCCUUUUGGUCAAGCUGAUCCCACGCCUCUACUUCUAGAUCCUCCUGCGCUUCAUGACCAAUUCUACAUAGCCACUGACGAACGAGAUCCUGCAAACCUCACAUACCUACGUGAUCAAGGUGCCGUAUUGAUUUCGGACCUGCUAACGAUAGACGAUCGCCGAACCUUUGGAUGGCCUCUGAUGCUCACCGACGUUCUCAGUCUGGUCGAGCAGGCAACACUGGCUCAUGCAUCGUACUUCUAUGCUCAUGCGCAUAGUUCGGUCGCCGGUGGUGUCGUGAAUCUUCGUGCUUCUCAUGGAGCUGAUCCAAGAACUGCCUUACUGGAAUAUUAAUAUUGACAAGCUUGCAGUUUUCAACACAUUAGACCACAUAUAAUGUAUUUGUAAUGAUUCAAGUAAUGCGUUGGAGUUGUAACGUCGAGGAC
This is a messenger RNA of Suillus clintonianus, 1987 nucleotides long. RefSeq lists its product as uncharacterized. The record is from RefSeq and is a predicted model, not a curated record. The transcript is spliced from 8 exons. NCBI's taxonomy places the organism in Eukaryota, Fungi, Basidiomycota, Agaricomycetes, Boletales, Suillaceae. The coding region runs from base 126 to 1895 and encodes 589 amino acids.